AUGUCGCUGUGGUUGGAACGCUGUACAACUGGUUAUUUCCAGCUUUUCGGCCUGGCUUGCGGCUGGAGUGGCAGUCGUCUGGGCCGCCUUUUGGGCAGCACUUUCCUGCUGAUAAUACUAAUCGAGCUGGCCAACGAAAUAGUCAAUUACUUCAAGGGGGCUCUGCCGCAUGGCGAGCCCCUGUCCACGUACUUUGUGAAAACCAUCCAGACCGUAAACGUGGCCUACAAGAUGGUUCAUUCGUGGAUCGUCCUAACGGCGCUGUUCGAGUGUAAGCGGUUUCGCCGUCUGCUGGAGCAACUGCCUCUGGUCAGGAGCACUUCCUUCAUAUACAGGCACCUAGUCCUGGAGCUUGUGCUGGCUGGUUGGGGCCUGAACCUAAUCCUGGUUGAGUACAACACGGGCGGCCUGUAUCUGGAGAGCCUGCAGUUUGCCUUCAGCCUUCAGGCAGUUCGGGCUCGCUACCUGCAGGUGACGCUAAUGGUGGACCGCUUGGAUGGCCAGCUGGAGCAACUGCAUCACCGAGUGGUAACCCGGGCAACGGACUACAAAACUCUCAGAUGCGAGUAUGCCCAUCUGGCCAAGUUGUCGCGUUCGCUGUCGCGUCUCUAUGGCCUCUCGUUGCUCCAGCUGAAUAUCCUUUGCCUGGGCGACUGCAUAAUCCUCUGCAACGUGUACUUCAUGGUGGAAUAUCUAAAGACAAUGCCCGGCACCUGGUUCGUCUUCGCCCAGACCACGUACAUUGUGCUGCCCACUCUCGUCAAGAUAUCGACCUUGUGCGCUGCCUGCCAACGCUGUGUGGCAAAGUCCAAACACUUGCAGGAGCAACUCAAAGACCGGCCCGGACAAACAAGCUCAGAUAGAUCUCAAAUCGAGGGAUUCGCCCUGCAAGUCAUGCAGGAUCCCAUACAGUUCGACGUCUGUGGAAUUUAUCACCUCAACCUGCAGACUUUGGCUGGAAUGUUCUUCUUCAUUCUGGAGGCCCUGGUUAUAUUCCUGCAGUUCGUGUCCCUCGUGCGGCCGUAGGCCACGGACUAAUAAAUCUUGGG
This is a messenger RNA of Drosophila biarmipes, 1049 nucleotides long. It is a transcript of the gene Gr9a, whose product is annotated as putative gustatory receptor 9a. The record is from RefSeq and is a predicted model, not a curated record. Gene Ontology annotation, biological process: sensory perception of taste. Lineage: Eukaryota; Metazoa; Arthropoda; Insecta; Diptera; Drosophilidae. The transcript is spliced from 3 exons. Gene Ontology annotation, cellular component: membrane; axon; neuronal cell body. Bases 1 to 1026 code for a protein of 341 amino acids.